This is a messenger RNA of Hevea brasiliensis (rubber tree), 1193 nucleotides long. RefSeq names its product ethylene-responsive transcription factor 7. Lineage: Eukaryota; Viridiplantae; Streptophyta; Magnoliopsida; Malpighiales; Euphorbiaceae. The record is from RefSeq and is a predicted model, not a curated record. The transcript has a single exon. Bases 245 to 949 code for a protein of 234 amino acids. Gene Ontology annotation, molecular function: DNA-binding transcription factor activity; DNA binding. Gene Ontology annotation, biological process: regulation of DNA-templated transcription.
CCAUCAAUUCCCAUCCUCAAACCCAAAAGUUCUCUCCUGCCUCGUCUCUAUCUAUUUCUGAUUUCUAUACCAUCAUCGCCUCUCUUCUCCUCUCCGCUAUCCAUUCCACAAUGGGUUCAUUCAAAAAUAUGAAUUCUUGAUUCUGAUUUCUUGAUUUUUGGUGUUGAUUGUGGGUUUUCUUUCGGUUUUGCUCACAAUCCACCUUCUUGUUUCUAUUCUUUCUUUAUCUUGUUCAAAAAUCCGUAUGGGGAGAAGAAGAGCCGCCGCCACCGCCACCGCCGCCGUAGCAACGGAAGGAGCAGCGGAACCAAACGGAUCUGCACCUCAAAAUAUCACAAAGGGGGGAGAACCCAGAUAUAGAGGAGUCCGGAAAAGACCGUGGGGCAGAUUCGCCGCCGAGAUCAGAGAUCCCUUGAAAAAGACUAGAGUUUGGCUCGGCACCUUUGACUCCGCGGAGGAUGCAGCCCGUGCCUACGACGCGGCCGCCCGUGCCCUCCGUGGACCAAAGGCCAAAACCAAUUUUGCCAUUUCUUCCUCCCAUUUAUCUCCUUUCACUUACCAAAAUCCCCCCGACGCUUUGAUUGAUCAUAGGUUAGAUGCAGCAAAUGAGUUUGAUGAGAAUCAGAUAAAUCCCCAGAGACCCACAUCUAGCGGUCAGAGCAGUACAUUAGAGUCUUUCAGCGGUCCCAGGCCACCGGGGAUAACAACAGCAACAAAAAGAUCUGGGCUUUUGUUGGCUGCGAAGAAAACACAUCGUGGGACUCCAGCGAUGGUGCUGGAGGAUUGUCAUAGUGAUUGUGAUUCAUCUUCUUCGGUGGUUGACGAUGGUGAUAUUUCAUUCUCUUCCUUGCACUGCCGUAAGCCAUUACCUUUCGAUCUGAAUUUUCCACCGUGGGAUCAGGUUGACUUUGUUAUUGAUGAUCUCCAGUGUACUGCUUUAUGCCUUUGAUGAUAACCAUGAUUAGAAAAAAAAAAUCAAAUUUUUAACACGCAGUAUUGAUAAAAAAGAAAAAAAAAAGAUUGGUUUAUGAAAAACUCUUCUUAAUCCGUAUGAGUACGCACAUUGCACGAUUAUGUUUUCUUGAUGAUCUUAUUGGUCAUAUUAUGAUGGAUUAUUAAGCUACUGGUAACAGAUCCAUCUCUGUAAAUUUUUCUUCAUCUUCUUCCUUUAAUAGAAAGACAUCUACUGCAUA